GUAUUUCUUGCGAAAAGUCACGUAGGCCAUCGACUGGAGCUACAGACUGGAGCGCGCGUGUUUGUUAUUUUUAUAAAAUCUAACCUGAGAAAUCUUUAAUUAUUAAUUCUAUUAAUUUUGUAAUGUGUAACUAUUGAAUUAAAAUAAUGGAAGACUUCGCUAACAAUCCCGGAGUGGUGGUGAUUCGCGCAAAACCUGAAGGGCAGCGAAAAACUUUUAAGCCUAAUAUUCGUUCUGUAACUAAAAUUCCUGACGAGAUAUUAAACGACCCACUGCUGAAUAGAGCUUGUGAAUCAUUACCUCAGAAUUAUAAUUUUGAGGUUCAUAAAACGAUAUGGAGGAUAAGGUCAUUAGGAGCAAAGAGAGUAGCAUUGCAACUGCCAGAAGGCCUUACAAUGUUUGCGACAACACUAUGUGAUAUAAUCGAAACAUUUACGGAGGCAGACACAGUUAUUAUGGGUGAUGUUACAUAUGGAGCCUGCUGCAUUGAUGACUUCACAGCGCUUGCUCUCGGAGUUGACCUUCUCGUGCACUAUGGACAUUCCUGUCUGAUCCCCAUUGACCAAACUGGAGAUGUGAAGGUUUUGUACAUAUUUGUCGAUAUAAAAAUUGACCCUUCCCAUUUUGUAGAUACCAUCAAAGUAAAUUUUCCCAAGAGGACACACUUGGCUUUAGUUAGCACAAUACAAUUCGUGACAACAUUACAUUCUGUAGCUAAAAAUCUGAGAACUGAAGAGUACAUAGUCACUGUUCCCCAGUGUAAACCACUUUCUCCGGGAGAGAUCCUUGGCUGCACUGCACCAAAAUUAAAUGCUGAUGUCAUUGUUUACCUCGGAGAUGGACGGUUUCAUUUAGAAUCUAUUAUGAUUGCCAACCCUACAAUUCCUGCUUAUAAAUAUGAUCCUUAUGAUAAGAAAUUCACAUCUGAAAUAUAUGAGCAUGAAUUAAUGCAGAAAAACAGACAGAACCAGAUCAAAACAGCAGAAAGUUCUGGAAAUUUUGGUCUAAUUCUUGGAACUCUAGGCCGUCAAGGGAGUACCAAAGUCUUGAACAAUCUGGAGAAACAGAUACGAAAUUCUGACAAGAAGUAUGUCAAGAUCCUGUUAUCAGAAGUGUUUCCAGGUAAAUUAGCAUUGUUUGGACUGGAUGCAUUUGUCCAAGUUGCAUGUCCAAGGUUAUCAAUUGACUGGGGCACAGCCUUCCCAAAACCUUUGCUGACUCCAUAUGAAUUUUCUGUCACUUUGGGAAAUAGCAAAUGGUUAAAGGAAGAUGGAACAUAUCCCAUGGAUUUUUAUUCAAAUGAUAGUCUUGGUCCCUGGACUCCGAAUUACAAGCCUGUGUUAUGUUCAGGUACUGAUAAAAAGUGUGACAAUUGUUGUGGGGGUAAAGGAAAAUAGUACUUACGGAAACACCCCUGGGCACGACAGCGGCAGUCUCUCUGGCUUGAGCGAACACUUGGGAAUCCAAGAACUUGGAUGGGAAUGUUUCGGCGAAGUUCUGUAUUGGGAUGUUCUUUGUGUCUGGUCUGAAAAUGUGAUGAAUUUAGUUGUUUCUCAAAUUUGUCUACUUUCAUAGAUCUACUUCCUAUAUAUUUUAAAGCAUAGCUUAAUUAAUCUUUAGAUUUAGGUAGCAAGUACUGUAGAUAUUAGUAAAAUUGACAGUUGACAGUCACAUAUUUAUUAAUAUAUGUUAUCUAUUGUUGAUGUUGAAUAUGUACAGAAAUAAAUUUUCAUAAAUAGAAGGUACCAUUUGUACACUCGAAAUAAUACAUAAUAUGUUCAAGUAAUUUAUUUUAUAACAUAACUGACUGAUAUGUACCUGUGCAUGAGUGCUACUGAAUAGCAAUAGUUGAAGAGUUGAGGAUUUAAGUUUCCUCGUGCAUACACACAUGUGGACAGCAAGUCUUGUAACUGGUCCGUGGGAACACCUGGAGAAAAUGUCAAGUUAAAUUAUUGGAAAUAAAUUUAUAUUAUUUUUAUAAACUA
Molecule: messenger RNA, 1985 nt
Organism: Plodia interpunctella (Indianmeal moth)
Lineage: Eukaryota; Metazoa; Arthropoda; Insecta; Lepidoptera; Pyralidae
Gene: Dph1
Product: Diphthamide biosynthesis 1
Exons: 2
Coding region: 147-1397 (416 amino acids)
Biological process (GO): protein histidyl modification to diphthamide
Molecular function (GO): 2-(3-amino-3-carboxypropyl)histidine synthase activity
Source: RefSeq, a predicted model, not a curated record